This is a messenger RNA of Eremomyces bilateralis CBS 781.70, 303 nucleotides long. RefSeq lists its product as uncharacterized. The record is from RefSeq and is a predicted model, not a curated record. Bases 1 to 303 code for a protein of 100 amino acids. Gene Ontology annotation, cellular component: mitochondrion. NCBI's taxonomy places the organism in Eukaryota, Fungi, Ascomycota, Dothideomycetes, Eremomycetales, Eremomycetaceae. The transcript is spliced from 2 exons.
AUGUCAAUCGCUCGGUCUCGGGUCGUGGACCUAAUGCGGGUCCAAUGCCGCAUCUUCAACACCACGUUCAAUCCCAAUCGCCUGCGCAUUGGUACCAAAAUUCUCCGUCAGCGCCUCCGCGGAGCGGCACUCGCUUCAUAUUACCCUCCACGAGUCGGUACCAUCCAACAGUUGCGGAAGGACUUCCCUCGCGCCGUGAUUGAGGACGAGGAGGAGCAGGACAGACUGGAACACAUAGAACGGUUGAAAGCGAGAGGCAAAGGAGCACCGAAGAAGAAGAGAACUGCAGCUGGUAUGUCCUGA